CCCCGUGCGCGCCCCGCGCCCCGGGCGCCCCCCGCAUCCCGCGCGCCCUGAGCGCGCCCCGCGCCCGCGCCCCGGUCCGCGGUGCGUCCUCGCGCCGUCAUGGUCCCGGCGCCCGCGGCGAACGCCCGCCGGGGGCCAUGAUCCGGCUGUGCGGCUGGUGCGCGCAGAGGCCCCGCGGCGCGGCGGUGCCCGCGGGGCCGGCGGGGCGGUGCUGGGCGUCGGGCGGGCCUGCCGGCCGCGCCCUGCGGGUGCUGGUGGACAUGGACGGCGUGCUGGCCGACUUCGAGGGCGGCUUCCUCAGGAAGUUUCGCGCGCGCUUCCCCGACCAGCCCUUCAUCGCGCUGGAGGACCGGCGCGGCUUCUGGGUGUCGGAGCAGUACGGCCGCCUGCAGCCCGGGCUGAGCGAGAAAGCCAUCAGCAUCUGGGAGUCGGAGAAUUUCUUCUUUGACCUCGAGCCUCUCCCAGGAGCCGUGGAGGCCGUGAAGCAGAUGGCCAGCCUGGAGAGCACCGACGUCUUCAUCUGCACCAGCCCCAUCAAGAUGUACAAGUACUGUCCCUUCGAGAAGUAUGCCUGGGUGGAGAAGCACUUCGGCCCUGACUUUCUGGAGCAGAUCGUGCUGACCAGAGACAAGACCGUGGUCUCCGCAGACCUCCUCAUAGACGACCGGGUGGACAUCACAGGGGCCGAGCCGAACCCCAGCUGGGAGCACGUCCUCUUCACGGCCUGUCACAACCGGCACACGCGGCUGCAGCCCCCCGGCCGUAGGCUGCGCUCGUGGGCGGACGACUGGAGGGCCAUCCUGGACAGCAAGCGGCCCCGCUGAGCGGCUCAGCCCGGCCAGGCCCGCCAGCAGCCCGGGGCCCUCGACGGGACGCCCUCAGGCCUCCGGUCGGGGAGGAGCCCGGGGCGUUUUCGGAGGGGGCAGUCCUCCCCUCCCUCAGGGAAGCCGCCUCCCCGCCGCCGCGCUCUGAACCGGCCCGGCUGCCUGGCUGGGUCUUCCCCGGGGACCCGCCCCGGAUCCAGCGAACACGGUGCGCGUCCGGCCCCGCCGGGCUCUGUGCCGGGGACCCCGCAGCCCGCCUCGGCGCGGCUGGAGGGCUCUGCCGCGG
This is a messenger RNA of Hippopotamus amphibius kiboko, 1110 nucleotides long. It is a transcript of the gene NT5M, whose product is annotated as 5',3'-nucleotidase, mitochondrial. Gene Ontology annotation, molecular function: 5'-nucleotidase activity. The transcript is spliced from 5 exons. Bases 138 to 824 code for a protein of 228 amino acids. Gene Ontology annotation, biological process: pyrimidine deoxyribonucleotide catabolic process. Lineage: Eukaryota; Metazoa; Chordata; Mammalia; Artiodactyla; Hippopotamidae. The record is from RefSeq and is a predicted model, not a curated record.